AUGCCACGUAAGCUACGUAAGAAUAUACGUAAGAGGAAGAGAGCAUUGAAACAUCCAAUAGUAAAACUGACACCACAACAACAGUUGCAACAACAAAUGCUGAAUGACCCCACUAUGUUGCAACAAAUGUCAAGCAAUCCUAUGCUUUUAAACCGAGUUUUUGGUGCACAGAGUGGAGGUUUAAGAGCGGCACUUUUAGCGAAAAUGGCAGGCUAUGGUGGAGCUGCAGACGGAACAGCCUAUAACCCUCAAAGUCAAAUGAAUUUGAGUUCACUCAAAAAUCAAAUAACAGAUGUCAAAAAGUCAAACAUAGACAUACAGAAGCAAAUAAGUGAAAACGAAAAGAAACUAGAAUAUGACAGACACACAAAGAAACUCAAUGAGUUAAACGUAGAGAAAAAGAAGAAAGAAGAACAACUGAAAGAACUAAGUACAGAGGAAUAUGCGAAAAAAGUGUCAGAAAAAGCAGCAGAAGUAGCAAAAAUGGAACAAGAUGUCAUAAAUUUGAAAAACCAUACUACUCAAUAUAAAGUACUGAAAGAUGAAGAGAUAAAACAAAAAGCCCUGAAGACAUAUAUGGAAAGCGAUGAGUAUAAAAAAGAAGUUGAAGCAAAUGUAAAGGCAGAAAAACUUUUACAGUUGCAAAACCAAACCGUACAGUAUGAAAACUUAGCACAAGAAAGUAAAAAUAACGACGCAGCCAUGCAAAAGGCAAUGAAAAGCGCAGAAUAUAUAAAAGCUAAUAAUGACUGGUUAGAUGCCCAAGCCAACGCUAAAGCAGCCCAGCUUAUAGGGUCAAUAAGGACAAAAAUACAAGCGGAUGAAGACAGUUCAAAUGAAGCUUUAACAAAUGCUGACUUUAAGAACGCCUUCGAAGCUCUUCAUAGUAAGGUGAAACUAGUGAACGACUUCUCAUCUGGAAAGAAACUGAAGUCUGAAGGUUUCGACAAAGAGUUAAGAGAAGUAGCACAAAAUAUGACGAAAAUAACAGAUGCAGCAACGAGACAGGCAGUUCAAAGUGCCUAUGACGCCGUUAGAGCAACUGUUGUGGAAAGUCAAGAAAAAG
This is a messenger RNA of Trichomonas vaginalis G3, 1066 nucleotides long. Its product is annotated as protein of unknown function, DUF4106 family. The annotation marks the transcript as partial. The record is from RefSeq and is a predicted model, not a curated record. The transcript has a single exon. Lineage: Eukaryota; Parabasalia; Trichomonadida; Trichomonadidae.